AUGCGCCUGUUCCUAAUUCCGAUCUCCACAAAGCGAGUUCUCGUAUAUGCUCGGCCCCUUAGCAAGGACUUAGCGAAGGAGCUGUCGGUCCUUGAUAGGAUCACAACCAAGGCGGCUGAAAUAUGGGCCAAGUGGGAGGAAGCCGACAAAGGAUGGAAGAUGCACCUUGUUCGCUGGGGCAAUCGAGUCCAGCAACGGAUACCAUACGAAGAAUGGGCCCUCAAAAGCAUUCCUUCAUUCAAGACCCAACAGCGAGUGAAUGGGGAUCAUGGGAAGACUAAGGUGGAUGUGCUGUUCCCUGGUAACGCGGUGCGAUUGGAGCGAGUUCAAGAUGUACUGCGCACGGUCGCCACGGAGAGACAGGAGCUUCAUCGGAAGAAGAUGAUGUGGUGCUUAAUAGCUGCGCCGAUUACCGCCCCACUUGGAUUGAUACCAGUGGUUCCGAAUAUUCCCUUUUUCUACUUGGCAUAUCGGGGCUGGUCCCACUGGCGCGCAUUGAAUGGUUCAAAACACCUGGAAUUACUCGUCGGACAGAAUAUCCUCAACCCUAUCUCAUUACCGGGGCUAGAACAGCUAUAUGCCAAACGCGUAUCUGGAGUACUGGAAGGUUCCGCGACCGAGCCAUCAUAUUCCGAGGUUGCCGACGACAUAGAGCAGAGCGAGGAUCGGGUCCUGUUGAAGAUGUCUGAUGCCAAGAAGUUGGCUACGAUCCUGGAAGCGCCGGAGCUUGUUUUGGAAGCUGAACGAGCGAUUAUUCAAGUCGGUGAGCGACUCGAGGCUGCAGAGAAGACUAAACAAGAGAACAAAGACGAGAAGAAGGAUUCAUGA
Molecule: messenger RNA, 828 nt
Organism: Penicillium roqueforti
Lineage: Eukaryota; Fungi; Ascomycota; Eurotiomycetes; Eurotiales; Aspergillaceae
Product: mitochondrial K+-H+ exchange-related family protein
Exons: 3
Coding region: 1-828 (275 amino acids)
Biological process (GO): proton transmembrane transport; potassium ion transport
Cellular component (GO): mitochondrial inner membrane
Source: RefSeq, a predicted model, not a curated record